GGAUGGCCGGAGCUGCUCUGACCUAGCCCAGGGUACCACCUGCAAUGUCAGUCUCAAGCCAGGCUGGACCCCAGGGGAAGACAGCAGAAGAGGUCAGGUGUUGUCCCAUUUCAGGGGAACCCUCUUCUCUGGCUCCCUUAUAUCCCAGGCCCAAGGCCAGAGCUGCUCAGAAUGGGACAUCCAUGUAGGGGGCCAUGGUGAUUUCUGGAUUUGGAAGCAACAAGGAAUCUCGGGGGGUCCUGCUCAGUCCCUGGGGCGCCUACAGAGGCCAGCGGUGGGCAGCACCUUCGACCUGGCCAGCCAUGCCUCCCUGGGGCCUGAGAGCCUGGCCCUGGAAGUGGCCUCAGGAGAGCCUGCUCGUGCCAGGCUCCCCCCAUACCCAGGGCCUGCUCCUGGACAUGGGGAGCAGGGAUCCUCAGGCUGCACCUGUCAGCAGUCUCCACCCACAGCUUCAGAGGUCCCUCUGAGGCCUGAGCCACCCAGCAACCUGGAAGACGCACCCCUGCUGCCCCGCCUUGCAUCCUUCCCCAGGGCAGAGGGGACAAAGGGCAAGCCUGCCACCCCAGGGACUGCCUUGCCAGAGCCUGCCCAGACCCUACACAUGUGUCCCUCUUCCAGGAGGACCCGCUACUACAUCACUGUCACCCUGCUGGGACACAGGCAAGCACCUGGGGAGGAGGGUGAAGAACCGGCCCAACCAGCUCCACCCCCCUGCGGCCCUGAGGAAUCCGAGGGCUGGUGGGAGCCUCCCCAGGGGCCACGCCCCAUCACAGGGUGCCGGACAGCCCCGCCCCAGGAACCCCAGCUGAGAGCCCAAUCGCAUCAGGGGAGCACGGCCCAGCAGCAGAAGCUCCAGGCUGGCUGGACACCUGGGUCCCCACGCAGACUGGAGCUGGACCACAGUGGGACAAGGACACCUCCAGACAGGUUGCCGGGGCCCCACAUGGAGGAGGCAGGUGGGCCCACGGCCCAGGCCAAGGCCCGAGUGGUGUCCCUGGUGUCAGGGGCCCAGAUGGAAGUCCCCCAGAAGGAGAUGUUUGAGUUCAGCCGUCGAGAGGAAGUCAAUGGCUUUGCAACACAGGAAGAAGAGACUGUCAAUUGCCAGGGCCCUCGGGAUACGGCUGGCUCCAAGAACUUCCAGAGCCAUGGACCCAUCUUUUCCAAGAAGUACAUACCACCUCCCAAGGAGAAAAGGCCUGAGGGGAGGUUGAAGGAGGCUGUGGACCAGAGUGAUGGCAGCCGCCAAGCUCCCAGGACUGAGCCCCCACGUGUGGGAGCUAUGGCCAGGACUGAGCUUUUGGUUCCCCUGCCUGGGCCCCGAGAGCCAAGUCCCCACCCAGGUGUAGGUCUCACCAGUGGUAGCUCCCGGAGCCUCGAGGAAUACCGAGUGACACGCACUGUGCGGACUGCCACGGUGGUGGGAGGUCAUGUGGACCGGCGGGUGAGCAGCUCUGUGACUGUGAGGCCAGUGUCCUCAGGUGAGGCCCUGCCACGGGGCCGUCAGGUCGCCCGCAUGGUGCCGCCAGUGGUGGUGGGCUCCCCACCAGGCUCGCCCAGCCGCAGCCAGGCUGUGAAAGUGCUAAGUAACCUCGUGCCUGCUGGACACAGCCCCCCUGCCAGCCACCUGCCCAGGCCCACGGCUGACAGGCCAAGGAGCACAGGUCUGGGCAGCACAGUGAGGGCAGCCUUGAGGCAGCUGCCUGAGACCAGGACAGCACAGCUUAAAGACAGCUCUGCCCUGGCCUCUACAGGCAUCCCAGCCAGUGCUCCCCUGCCUAAGAAUCAGGAUGCCCUUGCAGCCUGUCCGGACAGAGACCAGGGCAGAGCCCCGGAUGCCAGGGCCUGUGAGCUCCAGCAGGUGCUGGGAGCCCCCAGUUCCACUGAGCUCCCUCUCCAGACUUCUCAGGGUCAAGCAUCUGUCCCCUCCUCUCCCAGACUCCAGACCCAUGUCCCCUCUCCGGGCCUAACUCACCCUGCAAAGCAGCCUGUGGUGCCCACUCACCCCAGGGCCCAGCUCACUCCCUUUGUUCUGCCCCCUAUAAAAAGGGAAGGGCUCGUGGACCCCCCUGCUGCCACCGUCCUGCCCAUGGUGAGGAGCGAGCAUGUGACAGUCCCUGGACAACCUCCUGCUCCAUCCUCUACAAGAAGGAAGGAUGUCCCCAGCCCAGGAGGUCUUUCUGCUCCAUCAUCCCCAAGGAAUAAGUUUGUUCAGAACUCUGAAAAUGUCCCUGUCCUCCCCUUCGCCCAGAGGGAGGUGGUACGGGGCCCCGGUGCUCCUGCUGCCUUGUCCCCAACCCCGAAAGAGGUCGUGAAGGGCCCUGGUGCUCCUGCUGCCUCAUCUCCCACCCGGAAGGAGGUGGUGCAGGGGUCCAGUGCUCCUGCUGCCUCGUCCCCCACCUGGAAAGAGGUCGUGAAGGGCCCCAGUGCUCCUGCUGCCUCAUCUUCCACCCAGGAGGUGGUGCAGGGGUCCAGUGCUCCUGCUGCCUCAUCCCCCAUCCAGAAAGAGGUCGUGAAGGGCCCCAGUGCUCCUGAUGCCUCAUUUCCCACCUGGAAAGAGGUUGUGAAGGGCCCUGAUGCUCCUGCUGCCUCAUCCCCCACCCAGAAGGAGGUGGUGCAGGGGUCUGGUGCUCCUGCUGCCUUGUCCACCGCCCCAAAAGAGGUCGUGAAGGGCCCUGGUGCUCCUGCUGCCUCAUCCCCCACCCAGAAAGAGGUUGUGAAGGGCCCCGGUGCUCCUGCUGCUUCAUCCUCCACCCAGAAGGAGGUGGUGCAGGGGUCCAGUGCUCCUGCUGCCUCGUCCCCAACCCAGAAAGAGGUUGUGAAGGGCCCCGGUGCUCCUGCUGCCUCAUCUCCCACCCAGAAGGAGGUGGUGCAGGGGUCCGGUGCUCCUGCUGCCUUGUCCCCCAAGUCAACUGAGGUUGUCCAGGGCCCAGAAGGCAGCACUAGCAUCCAAAAAGAGGCUGUCCAGGGUAUUGCAGGCAGCCUUGCCCCACCCCUCACCAAGGAAGAGACUGUUCAAGGCCCAACUGCUCCUGCUACCUCACUCCCCAAACAGGAUAAGGGGGUCCAGGACUCUGAAGGGAGCCCCAUCUCAUCUCUCACCCAGAAAGAGGUUGUGCAGGACCCCGCUGCUCUCCCUGCCCCAUCUUCCUCAGUGGACAGGGUGUCCCCCAGCCCAGGAGGCACCCCUGCCCCAGUGCCAACAGGAGCAGAGGCCAGCACGGAGUCCCAGCUUGUCUCUGAUCCCACCGAGGGCAAGACGUGCCCAGAGACAUCAAGGGAGGAGGAUGAGGUGGCCCUGGCCGCUGACCUGGAGAUAUUCCUGGAUACCCUGCGGAGCAUGGAGCCCCCUGAGAUCCUCCGCACUCACCGGCUGCCACGAGCCCCUCGCUCCUCCUACCUUUCCAUGUACGCCACACUGCCUGCCAUUGAGGAGGACCAGCCGGGGCCAUGGGUGCUGGGCCCUGGCCCCCAGGAGGUGCCUUCACUGGAAGAGAAAGAGGAGGAGGAGGAGGAACCAGAGAACCCCUAUCUGAGUGAUGAUGAGAAGCUCCAGCGCAGGCAGGAGAAAGCUGGGCCCAGCCCCUCCAGAGACCUCCACCCUGCCAGACCCACCCAGGUCUCCUGCUCUCCUCUGGAGAUGAUGAAGAAGCAUGUAGCAGGAACCAAGGGCCCCCACUCAGAGCUGGGAUUGGAAUUGCAGGGAGGCAGCAGGCCCACUUCCCGUCUCGGAGGCAGCCUUCUGUUCGGCAGUCUGGUGCCUGCCACCAAGGAGGCCUCCACCCCGGAACCACUGGGCACAAAACUAUCUGCUCUGCAGCCCCAUGGGGCACCGGGGCUCAGGAAGGUGCCAGGACAGUUGCCCCUGCUUUGCAGUGAAAGACCAUCCCCAACGGAGAAGCUUGCCUGUUCCCUGCCCCUGGAGGGGUGGAGCCCAGCCUUAAAGACCCAGGGCAAGCCGAACACCAGGCCUGGAAAGGUGAUCUUCUUCUCGGAGUCUGGCUGCCAAGGCAGUGGCAGGGAGGUCUGGGGAGACAUUGUUGAUGCCUCAGGCUGGGCCCCCGUAGCCUCCAUAAGGGUAGUUCGAGGCUGCUGGGUGCUGUAUGAAGAGCCAGAGUUCCGGGGUCAGAAGCUGGUCCUGCCUGAAGGAGACGUGGAACUCAGAACCCCAGGGACAAAGUGGAGUCCCCAAGGCAUCGGCUCCCUAAGGAGGGUUGUCUGGGACUACAGCACCCCGGAAAUCAGCCUCUUCUCUGAGGAGGGCCUCAAGGGGGAGCAAGUGAAGCUAACAGAGGCCUUGAAGAAUUCCCAGGGUCUGGAGAAGCCCCUGCAGGUGGCAUCUGCCACCGUCUCUGCAGGACUGUGGCUACUGUACCCCAAACCAUUAUUUGAAGACACUCCCUACAUCCUGGAACCUGGAGAGUACCCCACCUCAGAGGCCUGGGGCACAUCGGACCCUAGCGUGGGCUCCCUGAAGCCCAUGAGAUUGGGCUGCCCAAGUGUGGAGAAGCCAGGGGAGCCCAGGGCUGUGGUGUAUGAGGCCCCAGGCUUUCAGGGCCGCAGCUGGGAAGUGAGCCGAGACAUCUACAACCUUCAGCAGCCAGAGGACAGCCAGAGCCCCCACCUGGCCUCUGUGGGGUCCCUGAGAGUUCUUGGGGGCUGCUGGGUGGGCUACGAGAAGGAGGGCUUCCGGGGCCACCAGUAUCUGCUGGAGGAGGGGGAAUACCCAGACUGGUCACACUGGGGAGGCUAUGACGAGUUGCUGACCUCCCUCCGGGUCAUCCGGACGGACUUCGGGGACCCGGCCGUCGUGCUAUUUGAGGCCAUGGACUUCGAGGGGCACGGCGUGGAGGUGAGCAAGGCAUUGCCGGAUGUGGAGCUGGUGCAACACGGCCCCAGCACACAGGCCAUCCACGUGCUCAGUGGCGUGUGGGUGGCCUACCAGGAGGUGGGCUUCUCCGGGGAACAGUACGUGCUGGAGAAGGGCGUGUACCGUAACUGCGAGGACUGGGGUGCUGGCAACAGCGCCCUCGCCUCGCUGCAGCCGGUCCUACAGGUCGGGGAGCACGAUCUGCACUUCGUCUCAAAGAUUCAGCUUUUCUCCCGUCCCGACUUUCUGGGCGAACACUUCUCCUUCGAAGAUGACCAGGUCGCUCUGCCCGCCUCCUUCCGACCUCAGUCCUGCCGGGUCCACGGCGGCAGCUGGAUCCUGUUUGAUGAGAAGAACUUCGAGGGUGACCAGCACAUUCUCUCUGAGGGCGAGUUCCCCACUCUCACGGCCAUGGGCUGCCUAGCCUCCACAGUCCUGGGCUCUCUCCAGAAGGUAUCCCUGCACUUUUCAGAGCCUUCGAUUUUCCUGUAUGGACUCGAGUGCUUCGAGGGGAAGGAGAUCGAGCUCAGCAGGGAGGUGCGGAGCCUGCAAGCUGAGGGCUUCAACAACCAUGUGCUGUCCGUGCGGAUCAAGGGGGGCGUUUGGGUGCUAUGUGAACACAGUGACUUCCGGGGCCGCCAGUGGCUGGUGGGAAGCUGCGAGAUCACCAACUGGCUGACCUACAGCGGCACCCAGAGGGUGGGCUCCCUCUACCCCAUCAAGCAGCGCCGGGUUUAUUUCCGCCUCUGGAAUGCAGCACUGGGGGGAUUCCUGGCAGUGCCGGACCACGUGGAGGACAUGAAGGCAGGCCGUGUGGUGGUCUCCGACCCCCGAGCUGGAGGUAGCUGCAUCUGGUACUACGAGGAUGGGAUGCUGAAGAACCAGAUGGCCCCCACAAUGAGCCUGCAGGUGAUUGGACCCCCUAGCUCAGGCUCCAAGGUGGUGCUGUGGGCCGAGAGCCGCCUGCCACGCCAGACGUGGAGCAUCAGUGAAUCGGGCCACAUCUGCAGCCAGAUGUUCGAAGGCCAGAUCCUGGAUGUGAAGGGAGGCCGGGGCUACGACCGGGACCACGUGGUGCUAUGGGAGCCGGAUGAGGACAGAGCAUCCCAGAUCUGGACCAUCCAUGUGCUUUGAACCUUUUCCCCUCACCCUCCAGCCCUGGAGGCUUUUGCUGGGAUGAAUGUUUUUAUAGGGUUUUUGUUGUAACAUAAGCUAUUUUCUAAUAUG
Pongo pygmaeus (Bornean orangutan) is the source of this 6094-nucleotide messenger RNA. RefSeq names its product crystallin beta-gamma domain containing 2 (gene CRYBG2). Bases 602 to 6001 code for a protein of 1799 amino acids. The transcript is spliced from 23 exons. The record is from RefSeq and is a predicted model, not a curated record. Lineage: Eukaryota; Metazoa; Chordata; Mammalia; Primates; Hominidae.